AUCGAGUGGCUAAUAACCCAUCACUGUUUCCGAAAUAGUCCAAAACCAUGAGAGGCCACAACUUCGUCGAAGCCCAUUAUCAUCCUUUCAAUGGCUAAAGCCACCACCACUCUGUUUGCUAUCUCCUCUGUUUCGACUCGUUUCUUGCUUCUCCGUCGUUCUAAAUCUCUUAAACCAUCAGCUCCAAGCGCAAGACUCGCGGUGCCAAUGGCUAUGGCCACCUCUGCUAAAAAGGUGGCUCCUGCUGUGAUCGUGGGUGGGGGAAGAGUCGGAAGGGCGUUGCAGGAAAUGGGUAACGGCGAGGAUUUGUUGGUGAAGAGAGGAGAAGCAGUCCCGGUUGAUUUCGAAGGACCCAUUUUGGUUUGUACUAGAAACGAUGAUCUCGAUGCUGUUCUUCAAGCUACCCCUCAGUCUAGAUGGAAAGAUUUGGUGUUUUUCCAAAAUGGAAUGAUGGAGCCGUGGUUUGAGAGCAAAGGUUUGGGUGAUAUAGACCAAGUGUUGGCUUAUUUUGCUGUGUCGAAGUUAGGUGAGCCUCCUGUGGAUGGAAUAACUGACACUAACCCAGAAGGUUUAACCGCUGCUUAUGGCAAAUGGGCUUCGGAUGUAGCUGCAAGACUUCAAUCUGGUGGCCUCUCUUGCAAGGUACUUGAGAAAGAAGCUUUUCAGAAGCAAAUGCUAGAGAAACUCAUAUGGAUUUGUGCGUUUAUGCUUGUUGGAGCUCGUCAUCCAGGUGCAAGUGUUGGCAUGGUGGAGAAAGAAUACAGAGACGAAGUGUCCAGACUCAUCCAAGAACUCGCAGCAGCUGCUGCUGCAGAAAAGGGACUAACGUUUGAAGACAACAUGGUGGAGAGACUAUGUGCUUAUUCUCGCGCUGUUGCUCAUUUCCCAACCGCUGUUAAAGAAUUUAAAUGGAGGAAUGGUUGGUUUUAUUCGCUAUCAGAGAAGGCAAUAGCAGAAGGGAAACCUGAUCCAUGUCAACUCCACACCCAAUGGUUGAGAGAGCUAAAAGUGAUAUAGAGCCUUGAGAGAGUUUGCGAUAUAUUAGUAGAUAGAUGAUUGGUCUGAAACUAGUUUGAGCUUUGUACACGUAUGAGAAGCCAAAUAACGGUAAAACGUUUGACACUUUGUUAAAAAAAAGGUCCAGACUUUUAUUAGUGAAAAGUCUGCGUAUUCAACGAUCAAAUGUCUGGUUCUUGUCCCAUCAGUUUAAAUUGAUAUAGAGCCUUGCGUUUUUUUUGCA
Molecule: messenger RNA, 1240 nt
Organism: Brassica napus (rape)
Lineage: Eukaryota; Viridiplantae; Streptophyta; Magnoliopsida; Brassicales; Brassicaceae
Exons: 5
Coding region: 91-1017 (308 amino acids)
Source: RefSeq, a predicted model, not a curated record